Molecule: messenger RNA, 1125 nt
Organism: Centruroides sculpturatus (bark scorpion)
Lineage: Eukaryota; Metazoa; Arthropoda; Arachnida; Scorpiones; Buthidae
Exons: 6
Coding region: 407-850 (147 amino acids)
Source: RefSeq, a predicted model, not a curated record
AACACGUGGCAUUAUAUUGUGACACGUGCUUAACAUUUAUACAACACUUCAUUGUUUGUGGUGUUUCCUAGACAUUUAGUUAUAUGAAUUUACAGUAAUAUCAUCUUAAUAUUUUAUAAUAAUAAAUGGCAAUAGUGCUUAUAGGCAGCAGCCUGUAUAUGAUAUAUGCUUUCGCUUCCGUAACGUAAACUUAGGCUAUGUUACUCGUUUUACACGUGGACUGUAGCUAAUACCGCUGACUGGAAACAAAAAAUGCCGGACAUUAAUUCACAAUCUUUUCUUUACUAAGUAAUAAUCAGCCAUAACAGCCUGAAAAAGAAGGAUAAUGAAGUCACAGAAUAGAAGGGAGACGGAAUAAAGUAGACACGGGAAAGCAAUAAAAUGCUUGACUCAGCAAUACUGUGACAUGACGGAUCAAAGAAUAGAAGUGGAGAAUCUAAAGUUUGAGCCAAUGCCAUGGAUAAAAAACGAAAAUCUUUCAGUGACAUUGGAUAUUAUUGUAACGAAAGAUAUUCCGUGUACGGCAAUGAUGAGUAUUGUAUUCCCACAAUGUGGCAAAGAACUGACGUCAGAAGAUAAGAGUUUUGAUUUUGACAUGCUGACACUUUUCAAGUCUCCGUGCAAUAAGAUACCAGAUGAAAAUUGCCCGUGUGAAGAAACGGAUCCGUUUAAGAUGGCUACAGGUGGACGAAUAAUAGGACCUAGAGAGAAAUACACUUUUUUUUUAAUACCUCCCAUGCUUCCCGAGGGAUGCUACGAUAUGAAAGUAAUACUUCGAGUACCCGAUAAGACAAAGGGAGUAGUGGAUAUAUUUUGUCUUGACCUGUUAGAGUUCGAAGUAGCGCCCUAAAUAAUUGUUCAACUUAUUUCUGACUUAUUUAAGCAAUUUUUGAAAAAAAUAUCACUUUGUAAAUUUAGGAAUAUGGUAUGUAUUCGUACAACUAAUUCUAACUCGUUACUUUAGCAAAGAAUAUAUGUGCAACUAUGAAUUGUUCAGGGUCUCAGUAUAUCCAUAAUGGUAUGUUUUAUUAAAUUAUUCAUGGCAGAAACAUGUCUUUGAUAAUACUAUUUUGUACUGUACAUAUGAAUAAAAGAUCCACUAUUACACCAUUUACCUAUUUCCUC